AUGGAGACGACCCAAGACGUUCAGCAAUCUGCCGAGCGCAUCGGAGCCACUGAUGCAGUAGUCAACGCUUCCCAGGAGCUGAAUGAUUACGUUACGGAGAUCAAGAAGAAGGAAAAGACAAGAAGCAGAGGUCCAGGAACCCUGAUACAGGAGACGUCACCUCAGACACAAUCAGACUAUGGAUAUUUCCUUCCUAUGGAGGAUGUACGCAUGGAUAAUGACGUUGAUGAUGCAGAGUUUAACAAAGUCGACGUUUUUGUCCGCGGUUCAAAGCCAUCUGCUGGCCAAGCCAACAACCACUGGUCCAACGUCGUCUCGUUUCUAGGAGUCAAGGCGGCAGCGUCUGAUGACGUGACGAAAGAGAUUGUUUCAAUGUUUGCGAUAUGCCAGAAAGAUGUGCCAGUACAGUACUGUCAAUUCAGAUCUCUACUACGUGACGUGGUGUAG
Microstroma glucosiphilum is the source of this 447-nucleotide messenger RNA. RefSeq lists its product as hypothetical. The transcript has 4 exons. The record is from RefSeq and is a predicted model, not a curated record. NCBI's taxonomy places the organism in Eukaryota, Fungi, Basidiomycota, Exobasidiomycetes, Microstromatales, Microstromataceae. The coding region runs from base 1 to 447 and encodes 148 amino acids.